Messenger RNA from Lingula anatina, 2831 nucleotides. RefSeq lists its product as uncharacterized. NCBI's taxonomy places the organism in Eukaryota, Metazoa, Brachiopoda, Lingulata, Lingulida, Lingulidae. The record is from RefSeq and is a predicted model, not a curated record.
UAUACAAAUCACCCGGCCUCAUUGGCCUACAAUUAGUUCACUGAACUUUGUACAUAUAUCAGAAAAAAACAAUGCCUAAUAGGUUGAAAAUUAUUACUAAACAAAGAAUAACGGAAGCGAUCAAGGAUAAAAACUGCCUAAAGCCUAAAAAGUAAUAAUAAUAAUAAUAAAAUUAUGUAAAUGCUGUGGAACAACUUCUACGAACAUUUCAGGCUAACACAUUGGAAGUACUGGAAAAAGGUGGAAUAGUGCGAACUAAAUCAAUGCACUCACUCCGUCAGAUUGUUGAAAGUUUCACCUCCAUUUUGUACUGUCACAACCCUUGAUAAGGUGACAACGACAAGAACGACCGAGCAGAUUGUGAUACUGUUACGUGUUAUCAUUGUUUGUCAAGUGAACAAUGCGUAUAGAAGUCGUUUGGACCACAGGGCAGGGGUUUUACCCUAAAUUAAAUCCAAUCAGCAGAGACCAGCCGAUGAGAUUAGAGAGAAUAACACUACAGGACAGAUGUACAGGGCUCCAAUAUAGGGGUUUAUAGGCCCUCCUGAUCACCAUGAGAUAUCCUGAUAUCUUUUGUGGUGUAUUGUUUGCAUUGUUUUUACUUGUAUCUCCUUUGACAACAGCAGUUUUUGUCAACAAUGGUAACCCGUUUGUAAACGGACCUCUGAAUGUCACAUCAAAAACCCUGUCGAUUUUAAAAGACAAGAGCCCCAUUAAAGCCACUGCCUACUUCCCAACAGUGAACAAUGGGUCAUUUGGAGUUAUCUUCUUCGUUGGUGGAUUCUAUGGCGUUAUAUGGUCAGAAAACUACAGUGAUAUAUUGUCGAAGAUUGCAUCCCAUGGAUUCAUAGUUAUUGGAAUGGAUCCGGACUGGCCGGCUGACAGAAAUGGAUUAAGUUCAUCUACCAUUCCGAGUGCUAAUUACCGCGAUAUGGACAAAUACUUCAAAAUGUACGACUGGUUGAAAGGCAACCUGGCCAAAAAGCUGAAUCUUGACGUGGCAUGGGACCGCGCUGGGACACUUUGUCAUUCUGCUGGCUGCGACAACACGUUACAACUGGUGAUGAUGAAUCAGACGAUUUUUAAGGCCUCUGUGUGGUUGGAGCCGUUCAGUGCAUCCCUGAAAACGCCCAUUAAUUUCACUCAUCCGGGCUACGCCUACGGAACCCAGCUUUCCGAAGAGAUAAUCCCCUGUGCUAUACCUGGAUACGACUAUAGACACUACUACAAAAUGUGGAAGUGCCCAAGAAUCAUGACAGAAAUAUCAACCUUUGGUCACUGUGAUCUCCUCAAUCCAACAUUUUGGGAAGCAUGCAGGUCUCUCCCGCUUUGCAAGAUCACUAAAGAUAUCAAGCAACUUCCAGAAUACCGUAUGUUUGUACAGGGAAUGGCCACAGCAUUUUUAAUGGGAUAUCUCCAAAAUAACACUCAGGCCCUCCAGUAUAUUACCAGGAAGGAAUUAUGGCCAUUGGAUAUAUACAUGGAAAUCGACGUAGAUAUUAAAUGCUAGAGAGAGGGAGAGAGAGAGCAAGAGAGAGAGAAAGAGAGAGGGAGAGAGUGCAUAUCAAACAAAAUUUGCUUAUGUCACAUUUUAUUACACGAAACGCUCCUCGUCUAAUCGCCUCCAAAAGUCAGGAAUGCAGAUAUUGAAAAAACAGACACAACCCGCAGUUCUUAUUGAUUGUGAAAUUUGUUUUAAUAUUUAUGUGUAUGUAACAGUAAUGUCAUGAGAAGCGAUAUCAUUACAGCUUAUCACGCCAGCCAAUUUAUCUUGAUAAUACACACCUUGAUAAGCGGUGGGGGUGACUAGCCAUUAACCACACGCUGUGAUUACAUUAUAUCGGGAAAUAAUUAAGAUAAAUGGAAUGUAAGCAACUGAUUGUCGUAGUGAUAUUUGUACAAGACUUACACCCAAUGACUUUCUUAUGGAGGUAAUUAGAUAGACUUAGCGCCCAUCCGAUGUCAGAGCAAUAAACAUAUGGAAUGUUUUAAUAAGAUGUAAAGUGUGAAAAAAAUCGGACAAGUCCUAACUGAAGUUAGACACUUUAAAAUUUUCAACUAAUAUACACUUGAAAAUAUUCCUGCAUUGCAGCUAUGAUUUUUUCUUUGGUUCUUUGUCUCAUACGAGUACUAGAAAUAAAUGGACAAUUGUCUAUAAAAGGUGUAUGUAAGAAGCACCAUAUAUUCUUAAAGUCGCACCUGCACCUUGACAUAGUUGGUCUUUAACCCUACGCUUAAUCCGUUGCACUGGUCAAACAAUACCUGUAAACAGUUACAAUUGCAAUACACAAUGCAUACAGACUGUUGAGUGUUUCUUAAAAUAAUAUUUGUCGCGCUUUCCUUUUAUGAGAGGUGACUGCCCAUGGGUUAUUUGCCGAGCAACGACUGAAGUUUAAGAAGUCUGUUUGGUUUAGACGUAAGGGUGAGAACAUACGCACUCUGUAAACAACCACAAAAUGAAUAAAGGUAAAGAUCUCCCAAAUAUUGAAGAUGGAGCGCAUUAGGAAUGGAAGAAAUAACAAUUAAAGGCACAUUGCCAUACUUUGACGGUUUACACAAGAUUACAGUUUUUUGUAAAUUGCAAUAUUCCGAUAUGUGUACACAUAACUUCUUCGAAAUAUAGAUUAUCUACUAUAGAAGUGUGGUGAGCAGGUGAUAUACUAUUAUAUCUGGUGAAACCAUACCUAACAUGACAUCUUAUUCGUGAACUGUGAUUUGGCAACAUACAAAUACUCAAUCUGGUGUAUUUUUUUUAGAUUGGUCUACAUUGUUUCCAAUCUGCAGUGACAUUAACAUUAUGGUUUCAAAUAAUUAUUAUGUAUUUCUUUUAC